Notothenia coriiceps (black rockcod) is the source of this 771-nucleotide messenger RNA. RefSeq names its product synaptonemal complex protein 2 (gene sycp2). Gene Ontology annotation, cellular component: condensed chromosome, centromeric region; lateral element. Bases 39 to 455 code for a protein of 138 amino acids. The record is from RefSeq and is a predicted model, not a curated record. The transcript has 5 exons. Lineage: Eukaryota; Metazoa; Chordata; Actinopteri; Perciformes; Nototheniidae. Gene Ontology annotation, biological process: mitotic G1 phase; male meiotic nuclear division; female meiotic nuclear division.
ACAGUACUCUGCCUCCCUGCGGCCUGUAAACACAUUGUAUGUAUGGUCUGUGUUAUAUUUUAGAUUUCCACUUCCACUGGUUAAUGCUCUCUCCUGUGUGCAGGACUCAGAGGCUGGAGCAGGUUCAGAAGGUCCUGCUGGACGAGAUCAACAAACUGGAGAAGAAUGACACUGUGCUUAAAAGCAUGGAGAAAGACCUGACUGUGUAUUGGAAAAAGCAGGCUGUUGCUUUCCAUUCUUACCAGGAGCGGGAAACCACGAGCAAUGAGACCCUGAAGACGGCCCUCCAGAGUAACGUGUGCCACAGCUUGGAGUAUGAGGAGAGAAUAUUCACAUCCCAGAUGUGCCUGAUAAGGAAAGACAUGAAGUCAGUUCAGGACAGACUCCUCAGCGAGAUGCAAGACGGGGAGAUCAAGAGUGUGAAGAGAGGCCUGCAUGCUUUGUUUUUCCCCUGAUAGAGCCAUAUGUUGAGCUGAAGACCAUCCUGCACUGUAAACAAGGUUGUGUAUUACACCGCCUCAUGCACACUGCGCGCUGUGUAAUUUAAAAGUGUUGAUUGUUCCAGGUUCUGAUUUUAUUCCAUGUGGAUGUCUCUAAUUUAUUCUGACCUUGAUGCAUUGUUGCUCAAUGUUUGUUUUUAUUGGUAAUGUUAUUUUAUUCUAAUAUGUAUCACCUGACGAAAUGUUUUAAUCAUUUUAGUGUUCUUGAAAGUAAACAUUGAGUUGUUUCUACUCUGUGAUGUUUUUAAAACAAAUUCCUGAUAUAUUUAUG